Messenger RNA from Maniola jurtina (meadow brown), 6678 nucleotides. It is a transcript of the gene Gclc, whose product is annotated as glutamate--cysteine ligase catalytic subunit. NCBI's taxonomy places the organism in Eukaryota, Metazoa, Arthropoda, Insecta, Lepidoptera, Nymphalidae. Bases 258 to 2267 code for a protein of 669 amino acids. The transcript has 11 exons. Gene Ontology annotation, molecular function: glutamate-cysteine ligase activity. Gene Ontology annotation, biological process: glutathione biosynthetic process. Gene Ontology annotation, cellular component: glutamate-cysteine ligase complex. The record is from RefSeq and is a predicted model, not a curated record.
UAAUGAAAUUGAAAUGAUUGUUGUCUUUUUCAACAUGCGCUGUGUAGUUUGUACAUGUUUGUAUGAAUAUUAAAUUUCUUCAAUUAAUUUUGUCAUUAUUCUAAUUAGAAUACAUACAGGAUUAUGAAAAUAAUAACUUGAAAAGUGAUUUCAUAAAUGUAAAGUGUAUCUUGUUUAGGCUAAACUAGCAGUGCAAACUUUAACCAAACAUUCAUAGUUUUUUGUGCUUGUUGUAUUUGAACCAAUUUAUGCAAUAAAUGAACUAUUGUUGUUACUUAAAAAACUUAAGUAUAUUUGGAAUUUUAAAAGGUGUUACCAGGUCAAGGUUUUAUAUUCGUAAAACUCAAGUAGCCAGUAUGGGACUAUUAACAGAAGGGAGUCCUCUCUCUUGGGAAGAGACGAAGGCUUUGGCAGAACACGUGCGACAGCACGGAGUCGAACAGUUUAUUAAUCUCUAUAGCAAACUUAGAGAUCGCACAGGAGAUGUUCUUAAAUGGGGAGAUGAGGUGGAGUAUAUUAUUGUAAAAUUUGAUGAUGAAAAUCGGAGAGCUACAGUUAGCUUAAGGGCUGAUGAACUUUUACCUAAACUACAAGAAAAAGAGCUGGCUGAUCCACAAAAUGUGAAAUCGCUAUGGCGUCCAGAAUAUGGAGCAUACAUGGUGGAGGGUACUCCAGGAAAGCCAUAUGGUGGUCUUCUGGCUCACUUCAAUAUUGUUGAAGCCAAUAUGCGAUAUCGCAGAGCUGAAGCUAGUACACUGUUGAAGGAUGGAGAAGUCAUUAUGAGUAUAACAAAUUUCCCAAGAUUAGGUUGUCCUAAUUUUACAAGUCCACCCUAUACACCUACUCCAGACAAGGGUGUGACAAGGUCCCUUUUCUUCCCAGAUGAAGGCAUAUAUCCUGGUCACCCUCGUUUCAAAACAUUAACAUCUAACAUCAGGAAAAGAAGAGGAGAAAAAGUGGCCAUUAAUAUUCCAGUAUAUCGCGACAAGAACACCAAAAUUCCAAUAGACGAUUGUCACGUGCUGGAGCCGGGCGCGGCGCUGCCGGGCGCCGUGUACAUGGACGCCAUGGGCUUCGGCAUGGGCUGCUGCUGCCUGCAGCUCACGUUCCAGGCGUGCUGCAUCACGGAGGCUCGCACGCUGUACGACCAACUCGCGCCGCUGUGUCCUAUCAUGUUGGCGCUAUCGGCCGCGUCGCCCAUCUACCGCGGCUUCCUGACCGACGUGGACUGCCGCUGGAACGUGAUCUCCGCGUCGGUGGACUGCCGCACGCGCGAGGAGCGCGGCCUCGAACCGCUCAAGGAAAACAAGUUCCGCAUACACAAGUCCAGAUACGACUCCAUUGACUCCUACUUAUCGCCUGAUCAUGAAAAAUACAAUGACAUCACAAUCGUGCACGACGCGGCGAUCUACCGGCGCCUGCGCGAAGGCGGCAUCGACCACCCGCUGGCGCUGCACGUGGCGCACCUCUUCAUACGCGACACCGUCUCGCUCUUCUCCGAGCGCGUGCACCAGGAUGAUACCAACGACACGGACCACUUCGAGAACAUUCAAUCAACAAAUUGGCAGACAAUGCGGUUCAAGCCCCCGCCACCAAACUCGCCCAUCGGUUGGCGCGUAGAGUUCCGGCCUUGCGAAGCGCAGCUUACAGAUUUCGAGAAUGCAGCAUAUGUUUGCUUCGUUGUGCUUCUGACCCGUGUUAUUCUAUCCUACAAUCUCAACUUCGUUAUGCCUAUUAGUAAGGUGGAUGAAAAUAUGCAGCGCGCGCAGUGUCGCGGCGCGGUGCUGUCGCAGCGCUUCUGGUGGCGCCGCGACGUGGGCGCGCCGCGCGGCGUCGCGCCCGCCGCCAGCGCGCCCUCGCCCGACGCCGACGAGUAUCUCGAGAUGACCGUGAAGGAGAUCGUCAAUGGAAAGGAGGGCGUGUUCCCGGGGCUGAUCCCGCUGAUCGACUCGUACCUGUCGGGCAUGGACGUGGACGCGGACACGCACUGCUCGGUGCAGCAGUACCUCAAGCUCAUCCAGCGCCGCGCCGCCGGCGACAUCCACACCAUGGCCGCCUGGAUGCGGGACUUCGUCACCAAGCACCCGGACUAUCAGAAUGAUUCCAUGGUUUCUGAGAAGAUAAACUAUGACCUACUAAAAACUGCACACGGUAUCCAGACAGGUGCGAUUCACGCGCCCACUCUGUUAGGAAGCAGCAUCGUUUCCAAGACCAACGAAGACAUUCCGAAAGCGUUUACCAAGAUGAUGGGCAAAGACUGCCCCUAGCCGCUCCCGGCGGCCGCCCCCCCGCCCCCGGUGCCUUGUGCUGAUGACUCCUCGCUAACCCGUAGCUGGCCGCACUUUACUUAAAACGCUUAAACUUUACUUUUCUAAGAGUAAAUACAAUAAAAAGGCUCAAGAUUCAUUGCAGCAGUUUCAGAACGGUGCGAGAUGCGUCUGUUCUAAAAUUUUACGGAACCAAUUGGACUAUCUCCGCUACGUAAAGUAACAAAUGUGAAGCAAAAUGAAAAAGAGGUCCAAAUGCGUACGUCGACGGCCUCUGAUUUGUUUUGAUGAAUAUGUUCUUCACAAAUAUGUACAAUACGCAUUUAAAGUCAAAUUUGAUCUUGACUAUUUCCCAUAAUAGUAAAUGUGCGGCCGACCUUAUCGCCUAAGUACCUAUUAUUAUUAUUAACACUUGUUAUUGUAGUUAUGGUUGCCUUAAAUAUUUUAUAAAGAUAAUAAUCAUUGAUGUGUAUCACACUGUUAGGCAUAGACUUCACUAUAUUUUCUCAAAGUCCACCAAAAUAAUAUAUUCAUUUAAUUUUCUAAACAAAGCCGGCUAUACAUACAACCGUGUAAAGGAUUUAAAUUAUAAAACCACUAAAAUGAAACCACUAGAUGACCGCCUGCGACUUCGUCCUCGUGGAUUUAUGUUUUUGAAAAUCUCGUGUUGGCUGUAAUUUUCCAGAAUAAAAAGUAGUUUAUGUUCGCCUCGUAUUCGGUAUUAUGAGAGGACAUUAGGAGAAAAUAGCCGCUCCGCGAUAUUGUUAGUGUGCAGUUGGUUUCGCUGCGAGCACCAGCCAAACGAUACGUAUAAUUAAACUUUUCAUGGUGAGUGCGGCUCGUCUCGGCUUAUGAGAGGACAUUAGAAAAUAAUAGCCGCUUCGCGAUAUUGUUACUUUGCAGUUGGUUUCUAAAUUCGGGGAAGCCCCCGAUAUGUAAGCUAUUUCCGCACCAAAUUUCGUUGAAAUCGAUGACGUGGAUGGCCAUAAUACAAUUCCGCAUUCCGUCACUGCGCAUUCAAAACCCGCUGUUUUUUUAGAAUUUUCGUUUUUGAUGUCAUUUUAGUUUGGUUUUAAAAGGUGUGUCUAUAUGUAGAAACCCGUUCUUUAGCAUGUGUGCUAGUUAGUUCAAGAGAUAAUCAUUUUAGCUAUGUGAUUUUGAAAAUAUCUAAGUUUGAAGGAGUCUCCUGAAAACUUGUGCUUUUCCACAUAGCGGAAUUUUCAUGCGCAAAGACGAUCUAUAAUAAUAUUAUAGUAUGGAUAAAUGUCAUUAGGCCGGCCGCAUAUGUCAGAAAUUUUCUAUCGGAAUUCGUAAACUAUAACACGGCGGCGUUCUAGUACAGAAUGUAUGAGCAGUGACUUUCACCGCGCGUUAGAAUUUUCUCUCUCAAGCAAUUUCUGAUAGCUGGCCUUAUACAUGACUAAAUGAUACCGGGACUGCGUUCGCGUGGAUUUAGUUUGAUUUUCAGAGAUAAAAAGUACCAUGUAAAAAAUCACGUCGCUCUGUUCUUCCGUUGUGACGUGGUUGAAGGAAAAACCAACAAACAAACUUACGCUUUUAAUUAAAUAUGCUUAGUGAUAAAUGAUAGUACAGUCUAUGAGCACAGUGAACAUCAAUAUUCGUAAAUUGUACCUUUAACCAUUUUAUAAACUACGUAAAGUACAUAGAUAAUAAUUAUAUUUAAUAAGAUACUUGACUGUUCCUACUUACAAUAGGUAUCUGAAUUAAUUUAUGUUGCCUGAUAUAUUGAGGUUUUUCAAACUUCUGAGUUGGAUAUUGAAAGCUUAUUUUUAUGCUAUUGAAUGGAAUACACUAGAUGUUUUCGCAUACAUAGAUUAUUGUUUAUCUAUUCGGGGCAACGAGAGCUAUGCUCCACGCACUAGACGGGUCAUUCCGAACAAUUGAAAUCGUUUGACUGCUAUUUCACCUGGUGGCAAGUGAUAAUGCAAUCGAAGAUGAAAGCCGACUAGUUUCAUUAGAAAGACGUGCGAAGAUGGUUUUGACCACUAAAACAAUGCAUUAUGCACAUUCUUAUUUUAGUAGCACACGCCAGGCAUCCCCCAGUAUUAAGUAUGACAGCUUCAAUAGAACACGAUUUUUGUUCGGAAUGGUCCAUCUUGUGCGUAAUACAUGGAGAUCGUUGGUUCGGUGUUUGAAAUUAUAUCUAUCACGUCUGAUUCUAUAUCAGUUCUCUUGAUACAUUCCGAAUUAAUAAACAUGUUUUCUCGUGUCGACUAUUAUAAAAAUAACGGGCUCUAACAGUGUUGGUAUAAAAGAUGAAAAGAACGAAUUAUGAGAUCAGAGACUGAGACAGUACAUCUGUAAAGCACUGUAACAAAUGGAUAAUUAUGUAGUAAUUCCAACAUUGAAUGAUUUAAUUGUUUAGUGGUUGUGAUUGGCACGAAUGGAUGUGAUCCAGGAUAAAUAAUAUGCGCGUUGAGAUUGAAUGUUUUGAGCAAGCUUUUAUUUAUUAGCUGCUGUUUAGUAAGUUUAAGGUGUAGUGAAACUACUGUGUUGUGAUUCGUUGAAACCAUGUACGCGGCGUCCUACGUCAGCGACCUUGACGCGAACGCGAACGCGGCGAGGCGCAGCGCGAAGACUACAAACAGUCGAUACUGUCUACUGAAUGGCUUACAAGACCAAAAACUAGUUGGCUUGAUAUUUUCGCGCAAUUGGAUGCGGUGUCGUCGUUUUAUAUUAAUAAAAGUACAGUUUGAAUGUAGAUGCUUUAUUGCACCACCAAAACACAAAUGACAGGUUACAAAAAAGAAAACUUAUAAUGUAGGUACAAAAAGGCGGUGUUAUCGCUAAAUAGCGAUCUCUUCCAGACAACCUUAACGCUAGGGAGAAAACGAACAAAUAGAUAGUGGGAAGUGUACUGAACACCACUGAACAGCGGCGGUGGUGGUGUAGAAAAAAGCUGCCGCAUAGCUCCGCGUUCGCGUGUCACCACAUCGGAUCGCUUUCGCUUUGAAUCGUCUACGUGACGUACACAACCGGUCACAAUAAUUAUUUAUGUUACAAGGGACCAAAGAGGUAUUUCGUUCUUCGAGGGCGUUAUUUUGAAUUCAGAGCGAAACAAAGGAUUCUAUUAUAGUAGAAUCCCGGAAUCCUGAGUGUAGCGAGGAAUUCAAUAAAGCCGCCCGACAACAAAAUAUUUUGGCACCGGUUGACACCAUGGAUGUGUGACACACACUAUUUUUCAUCAUUACCUAUGAGAAAACAAAACACACUCUAGUACGAACGAGGACCAAUCAGAAGAGAGAAAGUUCAAACUUCCAUGAGAACAAAAUGGGAAUUUGUUCCCGGUAUCCUCUAAUAGCAAUGUUCGUUUAUCGAAUAGGUAUGAUGAAAAAUAUGCGACUCCGAUCUCUUUGUCUUAUCGUGACUCACAACACGGUACAUACAAUUACACCUCAGUAGUUAAUGUCUGCACCAUUAGAUAAUGAUCACUAUUACUCAAAUCAGUAAGUAGACAUAGCCUCUAACCUAGAAUAAUUAAGGUUUCAUUUGUUCUAAAUAAUUAAAUUGGUAUUAUGUAUUGAUAGAUGACUUAUAAAUUUUGUAGCUUUAUUUUUACUUAUCAUAUUUUUUGUUGUGUAAGUAUGGGGGAGUAGUUGUAAAAAGUAAAAUGGGUAUGUAAUGGGUAGAAAUAGUGAAAAUACCGUGAUAAUAAAUAAAAGAGGCUGUCGCUUUAGGGCAUGUUACGCGAUUAAUAUUUAGAUCACGAUCCAUGAUCCACAUAAGGGCCAGCGCAUACAGAGGAAGUAAAACAUUAUAAAAAAAAAGAUUACUUAAAAUUAUCAAGAUAACUCCGCGCCUCGAGUUUCCGAUGUGCGUUUUAAGAUCCAAAGCAUUUGCGCUGCGUUGCGCGCCACGCAAUUAAGAUAACUAUCAUUAGCCAAUAAUACGCUGAAGUAAACGCUCACAACUCGGUGCAAAAAUCGUGGUAAAUAUUGUAGUGCACGUGUAACAUGCCACUUAGAAACAAGUCCGUCGCGUCGUCUUUACAUAACGAAACUGUAUGAAUUCAUAGAUAAAAUAAAGCACUUAUUUUGUGUUAGUUAUUAAGUAAUAAAAAUAGCUUUAAUUUUAUCUCCAAAUUAUUAUUAAUUCGAUUCUCAACCACGGUGAAAUACACAUUUGAGUAGGUCUUUUAUGAAGACAUUUAUUUGUUUGAGUGUAAAAAUGACAGUGAUUUUAUCUUCGACUCACACGUGUAUCGUGGUGUGAUAUGAGCACAAAUUGUGCAUUACGAAUUUUUAACCCAGAAAUAUGCAUGUAAUUUUCUUUUAAUCUUGCACUUUUAUUAUAUACUCUACAGUAUAUCGUUGUCUAUUUUGUUUACUUGUUACCGAUAUGAUGGAUUACUUUAUUAAUAAUGCACAUACAAUAAAACUAUUUUAAUGUU